Molecule: messenger RNA, 417 nt
Organism: Lactuca saligna
Lineage: Eukaryota; Viridiplantae; Streptophyta; Magnoliopsida; Asterales; Asteraceae
Source: the annotation of a GenBank genome assembly
AUGCCGACGAAGCUUGCUGUCAUUGUUGUUGAAGAUGGACCUGCCGACGGGGAAUCGAGCAGGCGCCUCUCUGCCGCUGCUGCUACUAUUGUACUCGGUGGGUUCGAACCACCACCUCCUCUCCUCAUUUCUCUCCCUAUGAUUGCAUCACUGUUGUCGCCUGGAGGUUUCUCAACACCACUAACGCCCUUCGUCCUCCGCAUGCCACUGCGGCAGGGUGGUAGGGUUCGUGGUUUGUUAUACGUUUACAUCUUUGAGUGGGUUAUAUCGAAUGGAAGGCAUGAAGAACCACCAUGGCAUCCGACCAUGGUGGUUGGCGCAGGUAACGAAGUUGUUGCUGCAGAUGGACGCUACUGCUGCCAGUUUUCUAGUGCUACUGUCAUCACCACAGGUGGGUGUUGGGUUUAUUUUUCCUAG